Thyridium curvatum is the source of this 1668-nucleotide messenger RNA. RefSeq lists its product as uncharacterized. The record is from RefSeq and is a predicted model, not a curated record. NCBI's taxonomy places the organism in Eukaryota, Fungi, Ascomycota, Sordariomycetes, Thyridiales, Thyridiaceae. The transcript has 5 exons. The coding region runs from base 1 to 1668 and encodes 555 amino acids.
AUGGAGGAGUACCUGACCCCAGCAGCCACCGCUCACCUUAGUCAACACCCAGAAGGACUACCACCGCCUCUACAACACCCCGCUAUUGGCCAGAUCCAGGGCCGAUACAACAAGGGCGUGGUCCAGUAUCUCGGUCUGAAUUAUGCCGUUCUGAGGCAUCGAUUAGCAGAUCCAGAGGUCACUGAGUACUCUGGACUCGCACAGCUUGAUGCCACGAAAUAUGGUCCGCCAGUAGUAACGCCAGAUGGCUCUGCAGACCAAGAGAUGGCCUUCAUCCAAGAGCAUCUGCCAAAGUUUGACGUGCCUCCCAUGUCAGAUCUACAUGGCCUAAAUUUAAAUGUGACGGUACCCCAGGACUGCAGUAGGAAACUGCCAGUCGUUGUCUAUAUUCACGGUGGCGGGUUCAACUUUGGCUCCAGUUCGAAUCCCCCGUAUGACCAGUCCAAAAUUGUCGAGCUGUCUGCCAUCAUGGAUCAGCCAAUUGUAGCUGUCAACUUAAAUUAUCGUCUCGGUAUACCCGGCUUUCUCUUCUCCAAGGAGCUGUUUGCUGCUGGUAUCAAGGCAAACCGUGGCCUUCGCGACCAGCGCGCUGCCCUGAUAUGGGUGAAAAAGUAUAUCUCGGGAUUUGGUGGAGAUCCAGAAAACAUUACAGUGCUUGGGCAGAGUGCGGGAGCUGCCUCAGUCAACUUUCUCAUGCACUCGACGGAGCCUCUUUUCCAACAAGCUAUGCUCUUGGGAGGAACCUUUCUGAUGAUGCGCCCCGCUACCGAGAAAGCUGCUGAUAACGCGUAUGAGGGUAUCAUUCGAACCCUUGGCAUCUCGGGGCUGUCCCCAAGCGAGCGGCUUGAGGCUCUCCUUAGUAUGCCAGAGGAAAAGCUUGUCGAGGAAAUCACACCAGAGCUUGUGUCUCUGGGACCUGUUGUAGACCAUGAUUUCAUUCCUAUGAGAACCACUUUUAGCAAUCUCGGAGAUGAAAUCGAGUUCCCAAUUCCUGGGAAGAAAUGGUGCCAUCGUCUCUUUUCGGUCGACAGCCAAUUUGACGGCUCCAUAUUUGGACUCGUUAACCUGAACGCACGGAAGAACGGCAUUGCUUCUGCAUUCCAAGAUUCACUGGAGCGAAGUCUGGGACGAGAGGAGGCAGGCAAGGUGCAAACAUUCUAUAACAUCGCUGCAGACACGUCCGACCCGCAAGCCCUCGAUUCCAUCAUUCAAUUUGUCACCGACAUCAGUUUCUAUGCGCCUGCAGUUCGGAUGGCAGAAUCAUGGCCUGGGCUGUCAUACGUAGGCCACUUUAAUGAACGCAAUCCCUUUGAAGGACCCUACAAGGGGCGCGCUAGCCAUAUGCUCGACGUAGCCUAUAUUUGGGGCAACUAUAAUCGCAAGUACACCAAACAAAAUUGGAUUACUGCACGCGCCUUCGCCGAGGAUUUCGUGUCUUUCGUCACUGGAAGAGAUCAACUCCCGGUUUUCAAGAAGAAGGAUGAGGGAACGAAAAUCUCAAGACCCGUUACUGUAUACGGGCCUAGUGAGCAGAAUAUCUCAAGCAAGGUUGUUGAGCUGGGUUCACUACCUACUGGCAGGAAUCAUGGAAUAUUCACCUUAGCAGCCGAGGUCGGCGGUCUGGAUGUUCUUCUAGAUGCGAUGGGUGCAUUUCUAUCAGGACAAUAG